AUACUACAUUCUUUAUACAUUAAGAGUACUUGAUAGUUGAUACAACACACACUCAUGAGAUCAUCAUCAUUAAAACCCCCAACUUCCUCGCUUAAAAAACCCUAAUUUCUCAAAAAUUUAUUAGAUUCAUGUGAAUGCACUACCCAACUUCCACCAAUUCAUGAACCUGAAAAACCAUUAUUUCCUUGCUUAAUCACAACCUCAUCAAACCGUGAUAAAUUUAGAUCUAAUAUUCAAAAAUGGCAACUUUUGCAUCAUGGAUAUUUUUUUCAAUCUUAUUGGUGCAGCUCUUCAAUUUCAAUCAAUUAAAUCUUGCCCAUGCAAAUGAAUUGUGUACUUCAUCAGCUGGGAAUACAACAAAUGUAUUAGAAGAAGGGAUGAAAUUAUACCCAUUAAUUGAUGUAGAGAAAGUGAAGAAAAUGAUGGUGAUGAAUGAAACCAGAAGAAAACUUGGAAGUUUCCAGAUUUGUGCACCUUGUACUUGUUGUGGAGCUAAAGGUUAUUGCUUACCUUCACCUUGUUGCUAUGCUAUCAAUUGCAACAUACCAAACAGACCCUUUGGUUUCUGUUCUUUUACACCGAAGGUCUGUAAUUGUUUUGGAUGCAAUAUAUGAGUUUCAAAAAUAAAAUAAAUAAAAAUAAAUGAUGGGACAAAAUCCCAAUUUUAUAAUAUUGAAUCUUAUUGGCAAAUAUUAAUGGUAAGAAUCCCAAUUAGGAGUAUACAAUUUACAGAAAGCAGCUAUUUCCAGGCAAAGUUUUGCUACUUGUGUUUUUUUUGCCUGUUUGUCUGAUCAUCUUCUUGGGUCUUGGCCUCUUGGGAGUUGAGACAAGCAAAAUUUGACCCAAGUUAAAAAAAUUAUAAGAUCACAAUUCACAUACCCAUUAAGUAAUAGAAAUUAUUAAAUAAAUAAAUAUAAUUUGUUGGUCUAUUAGUAGUCGAUAAUUUACGGAUCUGAUCAACUAAGUUUUUUGUAUUGUGUUAUCCAAAUAAAGAGAAUUCAAGUGGAUGAUCAAUGAAAUUGAUCAAUUGAAUCAUGCAGUUGAUCUCUGUCUUUUGAGAUUAAUGGCUAGGUAUUGUUGUGUGGAAGUAGUUAAAGUUUGCCUAGAAAUAGUAGACCUUAAAAAUUUUAGAUCUUGAUUAUCUUCAUGUAUCUAGCACUAGUUAUGUAAGAUUAAUUGUGAUUAAUGUAAUUGAGGAUUGACACAUUUAUAUUCUAUAUGUAUGUCUAUUGCUAUGUUUAUUUUAUUGCUAAAGUUCAUGUUAGUGACAAUGAUGCUCAAUUUGUUUGUUUAAUUGGUUUUUUCUUUCGAAGAAAGUAAGGAGAAUCACGAGUUAGUCUAGUAGUUCAAUUUUUUUCGCUUCACCCUUGUAAUAGGAGUUUGAAUCUCACAACUUACAAAAACCUACGGAAUUGUUUAUUCUACGUCAUAUUUGUCUGUACAGAUUUUCUAGCCUUAUUAUCGAGUUAGAAAUAAACACAAAGGAAAGUGAGCUUAAUGUUGAGCAUUUUAUUUCUAACUUAUGAGGAAAGUAAGGUUGAGUUGAAUACUUUAGUGCUAUAAUCAAACAUUCUAUCACUUGAAACUUCAAAAGAAGAUUGAUUGUAGUUAAGUAUUUCCUUAUCUAGAUAAAGCAGACCAUAUUGAUUUCAUCAAAGAGGUGACAAGUGAUAACUACUUAUGUUAAUACACAAAUUCUUGUAAGAGACGGUCUCUUUGAGAGAUCAUCUCUAAUUGGGUUGACCCAUAGAGAAAAUGUAGAUUAAGAGUGGGUAUUAAGCUUUAAUGGACUGAGCUUGAAAGAUGUCUCUCAGGAGACCGACCGAUGUUAAUAAUGAUUUUUGUUUUCUCUUAUUUUAAUGACAAUCAUACUGAUUGUGAGUGAGAGUAGUUGGUUAUGCAUCCCUUUUGUUACAUGAGUGUUUGAGAUGGAUUCUCACCUCUAUAAGUGAUGGUCACGGGCCAAGCUGCACGGGCAUCGCAUGAUUCGCGGCAAGACGCGACAUAGCCCUUCAAUUGUUUCAGUGGUCAUCGACACAUCGGUGUGCAAGAUCUUUAAUAAAACGGACGAUUUUGACACCACAGCCCACAUGUCCCGAGUCCCAACAUACUCGUUAUAUUUUUUACUAAAUUUGAAUAUAAGUAAAAAACAAAAAUAGUGUUAUGGUCCACGACACAACACACUUGCAUUGUGUCAUAUGCUAAUGUUGGUGAAAUGUAGAAGGAUACGACACGAUUCGUUGUUCUGACGUGCUUAUAGGAGCGCAGGUUGUAGACACACUGAUACACUCAGACAUGAUCUCCACACGUCGAAUUGCAGGACGACUCAUUUCCCAUGUUUACACGAAUAUUGUUAAUGAGGUAAUUUCAAGAGACAAAGAAAUUGUAGAUGUAGAUCUAAUACGUUUGGUAGAGUUAAACUUAACUCUAAAUAAGAUAAAAUUAUUUAACAAGUUAUAUGUUAAGGCAACCACAACUCAUGUAAUAGAAGUAUGAUCCAUAUAUCUGUUCUUGGUCUCAAUUUCACCUCCUUUAUUUGGGGCCCUGUCCCUUGGCCAUGGGAUGAGUAAAUGCAAUGUCCCUACUCAUAUUGUGCAGUUUUGAUUAUCUUUGUGAUAGUGAGAGUAUUUAUGAGUUAUGACUCAACUUAAAACUUUGAACUCCCGAUCACAUACUUCUAUUUCUUGAGAGACCGCUUCUUUGAGAGACGUCUCUCAGGCCUAGCCCAUUAAAAACUUAAUGCUCAUUUACCGUAUUUUUAAUGUCUACUUACAUUAUCCUUAAUGACUACUUAUCAUAUUCUUAAUGCCUACUUGUAAUAUCUUAAAUGUCUACUUACGUUAUUUUUAAUGCCUACGUACAAUAUUUCAAAAAAUAUAUAAUGAGCUGGCCCAUUUAGAAAUGAUCUCUCACAAGAAUUUGUGUUUAUAGAAAUAGGAGUAUUAGACAUGAUUAAUUUGUAAGUUGUUGAUAUAUUGAAAAUUAGUGAAUCACAAUCCAAAAUUUUGGGACGUGACCUAAAAGACUUGAUUUGAAAAUCUAAAUAUAUUGUUCUAAUUAGUUUUACAGAUUUUGUCGAUGUUUCAAUUUACAAGUGAUGCAAGUAUUUUAAGUGAAUUUUUUUUAUUCAAAUCUUAGAAAUUGUAUAUUGGUCUAUUAUUACAAGUAUAAUCUAUCUAAUUAUAUAAAAAAAACAAUUAUUCUUGUAAGAGAUCAUCGAUCAUCUCAAAAAACAGAUAGUCCAUAUUCUCAUAAAUCAUAAUUGUUAAUUUAUGUAAGUUGGGCUAAUUUAAGCCUAACUAAAAGCAUAUUAAACCCAAUAAAACUUUUUUGUUGUGCAUUUAAUAAAUAUAAUGGGCUCCCAACCAUGUUUACGAUUUUAUCAAUUUUGCAAUGGUGGAAAUUUUUUUGGUUUAAAUCCUUUACACAUGAAUUUUUUAUUAGACGAA
Amaranthus tricolor (Joseph's coat) is the source of this 3449-nucleotide messenger RNA. RefSeq lists its product as uncharacterized. The record is from RefSeq and is a predicted model, not a curated record. The transcript has 2 exons. Bases 240 to 614 code for a protein of 124 amino acids. NCBI's taxonomy places the organism in Eukaryota, Viridiplantae, Streptophyta, Magnoliopsida, Caryophyllales, Amaranthaceae.